GCGGCAGCAGCAUCCUCCUCCUCCUCCUCCUCCUCCUCACACCGACCGGAGAGGAGGGAGCAGUGAAGUUGAAAGCGUCGAGGAGCCCGGACACAAAGUGAGCUCGCAGCAAGUGCACGGCGAACAGGCCGCGACUAAUAGAUGUGUCUACUCUGGAGAAUCGGCGUGAGGUGCGCGAGGUGGGGGUCACACGGAUCACAGCGCUGGGCAGCCUCAGCAGCGGCAGCGUGAAUGGAGGUGAUGGUGUGCACUUGAGGUGAAGGGCCCGACCUGUAUCCCGUCUCAAGAUGAGCCAGGGGCCGAAUCUCGUCCUCGAGUGGCUCUCGGAGCUCCAUCUGUCCCAGUACGUGGAGUCCUUCAUCGACAACGGGUACGACGAUCUGGAGGUCUGCAAACAGAUCGGGGGACCGGACCUGGACGCCAUAGGGGUCCGCGUCCAGUAUCACAGACACAGGCUGCUCGCGGCCGUGCAGAGGCUCAGGGAGGAGGAGGAGGACAAAAGAAAAGCGCCGGGCUACUAUUUCACCCUGGAGCCCCUGGAUGCCUCCGCGUGCCGCCGCCGCCACCCUUCCCGGCCGAACGGAGAGGACGGCUUCCGGACGCCGGGGUCACACGCGGGGACCACGGCGACGCACCAGGCCUCCUGUCCCGGCAACCACAACCCGAGAUUCACAGAUUGUAAUGACUUUGUGACCUACCCCAAGCUGAAACUGAAGGUGCUGAUAAGGGAUAAACUUUCUAAAGAUGGGAUUAAUCUCGGAGACGCGCCUUACACCCAUAAGGAUGGCUCGGUGGGGAACCUGGAUGACCUGGCUCAGGAGUACUCUCGGUAUUACGGCACCUCCCCCAGUGACGUGUGUGAAAGGAUGGAGGAGCUGCGGAAGCGCAAAGUAGUGCACGAUGCGGAGAUGGGAAAGGUUGAGUCAGCGGCCGCAUCAGUGCAGCUCCGCUCGCAGAUCCAGGAAUCCCUUGGACUCAGUAGCAGUGCCACGUCCACUCCAGAGACGGAAAGAAGGUUUCCUGUGCAAAAAUCGAGCUCUGAUGAUGGAUCAAUAGGAGGAAAGUUGGAUGGAAAGAGAAAGAGCAAGUCCUUUUGGCAGAGUUUCCGGAAGUCACAGAAAGGAGUGAUGCGUCAGAUUUCAAAAGGUGAUGACGUUGGUUUUGUGGCCAGUGAAAUUACCAUGAGUGACGAGGAGCGUAUCCAGCUGAUGAUGAUGGUGAAGGAGAAUAUGAUCUCUAUAGAGGAAGCCCUGGCACGGCUGAAGGAGUUUGAGGUACAAAACAGACAGACGUGCAGGUCUGAUCCCACAGAAUGGACGGACGCCUCCAGUCCCAACACAAAUGAGUCGUUCAACUGCAACCCCUGCGACCUGUCCGACAAUGAACAAGAAGAAUCCGUCACGUUCCGGAGACUCCACAAACUGGUCAACUCGACCCGGAAGGUGAAGAAGAAGCUGAUCAGAAUCGACGAGUCUAACCGGCCCGGAGCAGAGGAGAGCUUAAACUUCGAAGGCCUUCCCUGCGAAGACGCCGGCGCCUCCCUGUACUCGGGCGUGCUGAAGCAGUCUGCCGUUUGCCCCGUGGACUCCCUGGCCUCCGCUCUGCAGGAGCAGCUCUUAUACGACAGGGACUCUGACAGCCUGACCACCUCCCCCUCCUCCAGCAGCCUGGACACCUGCAGCAGCCAGAAAAUCUUCCAGGCCUUCGGCAAGUCCUGCAGGAGCCCGGUUCCCCGGGAGACGAGCGCAGCGGCGGAGGCAGGGGAGGCGGGCGAAGGCAGCGGCUCUUCAUUUUCCGAGGCGGAGGUUUGCAACGAGGAGGAGCUCAAAAUCGCUCGCUCGGUGACCGACGGAGAGCUGCGUCACCGCAUCCUCAGCCCGCUCGGCCACCACGGGAGAGCUUGUAGCUUCGGAGGGUUUGACCUGACCAACCGCUCGGUGCUCGCGGUCCUCUCCGACGAUACCACGAACAAACAUGGAGACGGUGGUGUGAGCGGUGCUGUUAAGUCUCCGACAACGUCUCGUAUUUCUUUGGGCAAAAAAGUCAAGUCUGUGAGAGAGACGAUGAGGAAACACAUAUCCAAGAGAUACCACUGUUCUCUGUCUGAGCAGUCAAGUACAGACCGUAUAUCCAGCUGCCCUCACUCGCCUCAGAUAGACUCUGACUCUCUUGAGAAACCCAAACUGAAGCCCGGAGGCUCCGUAGAAAGUCUGAGGAGUUCCCUCAGCGGACAGAGUUCCAUGAGUGGUCAGACAGUGGGCACCACAGACUCCUCCAACAGCAACAGAGAAAGUGUGAAGUCUGAGGACGGGGAGGAGGACGAGCUGCCGUACCGAGGACCGUUCUGUGGACGAGCUCUGGUCCACACCGAUUUCACCCCCAGUCCCUAUGACACCGACUCCCUCAAACUGAAGAGUGGCGACGUCAUCGACGUCAUCAGCAAGCCACCGAUGGGCACGUGGAUGGGGAUGCUCAACGGUAAAGUCGGCACCUUCAAGUUCAUCUACGUGGACGUCCUGAACGAGGAGGAGGUGAAGCCCAAAAAGACGCGCAGGAGGAGGAGGGGCCGGCAGCCCAAGCCCACCUCUGUGGAGGAGCUCCUCGAUCGCAUCAACCUCAAGGAGCAUCUUCCCACCUUCCUUUUCAACGGCUACGAGGACCUGGACACGUUCAAGCUGCUGGAGGAGGAGGACCUGGACGAGCUGAACAUCAGAGAUCCCCAGCACAGAGCGGUGCUCCUCACCGCCGUGGAGCUGCUGCAGGAGUACGACGGAAGCAGCGACCCCGAGCGAAGCAGUCAGUCCGGAGGCUCACAGGAGAAGCUGCUCCUGGACAGGCGUGGCCUCCUGGGAGAUUCCCCGCGAGACUCGGGCUGCUACGAGAGCAACGAAAACCUGGAGAACGGAAGGGACAAAAAGACUUCUUCGUCCAUGAGCAGGUCGUCCUCUGGUUUCGAGUCAAGCCACCUCUCAUCCCCAGAGCACCAUGCCCUCCCUCUGACCCUGACCUCCAGCAGCCCAAGUGAGACUUGCCGGCUCCGUAUCCUACCAUCACUUAGGCCCCCUGAGAACAGCUCAAGUCUCCCGAACGCAGCAAAAGGUCAUCUUCCCAGCGGGGCCAUCGCUAGGAGCCGCAGUUGCGUGGAGCUCAGGCGAAACCCAGCACGGGAGCCGCUGAUUCGCUGCUUCUCCCUGUCAGGCCUCCACAAAGAGCCGAGCAAUAAACUCAUUGACCCCGAAGACUGGAAUCUGAGCCCUGGCGCCGACAGAGUGGAAAGUACGGAGCAAACAGUGAAUCCUCAAAAACAUUUUAAGAUCAUGUUUCCAUCCCCCCAGUCCUCAACCGCAGCAAACGAUGCUGCGCGUGGCGCUUCGAACGUAACCCCGGGCGACGUGUCUCCUCCCCCUAAACGAGGGGAAACGACACGGGGCGCACACCGCACGCUGCCGCCCACAGAGAGGUCCAGUCACCCUGUGAAUACGCCGCCUGUGCCAAACUCACAAGUGCCUUCGCUCACAGAAACAGCCUGUACGUACAACUGCACAGGCCACAUCUCUUCAGAGGAGAAGCGGAGCCAUUCACUCUCAGCCAAUUCCGAAGCCCGUCGGCUGACAAUGAAAAGAAAUAAGAAGACGACGACGUCUAUAAACUCAGUGCGUCUCGGUUCCCUGGUGGAGGAAAGACCCCAGUUGUAGGGUCCUGGUCUCAAAGCAGAGCCACUUCCUGGAAAUGUAUUGAGACAUUAACAGUACAGUAAGGUGUCGAUUUACAAUUGUUCAUUUUUUGAUGCUGGAUAAUGUUUUCACAGUGUUUGGAAUCAUUUUUUUCUCUCCAAAUAACCAACGCGUUCUGAAAAUGUAACCCCAGAUUAUCCAAUGUGAGGACGUCCGAUCAAAUGAACGACAGUUUAAGAUCAUGUUUUUAUACUGAACCAUCUUUUCAUGCAUCGGCCAUUACUUCAGAUGUUUCCUCUUCAGCUAACCUUCAGUAAAUGUUAGAACAUAGUGUGAGUAAUUAUUCGUUGCGGUCAGUCAUUCUUGGAUUCACUGUAGUUCAACAUUUACAACCGUUUUUUACGAGAUCUUUUUUGCUCUCCACAGAAGACAUUCUGACAUGUCUCAGUAGGAAAAUGAAUGAUGGCUGGAUUCCAUUUAGCGGCUUCACUUUACAGGGUCAUGUUAUGGUUCACGCGGGCUCACCAGAACCUUUCUCGUCGGUUGGCCAUUGUUGACAUGCUCGGUAACGCCCGAGUGUUUCCUUCUGUGACAAGUCAAAGGUUGUUCUGCUGUGGUCCGAAAAUGGCUUCAACUCCCCAACAGACGAGCAGCGGUAUGUGAUAACAGAGGCAGUUUCCAGACAAAGUCUUGUAAAUAAGAGGAAUUGUUUUUCAUUUAAUUUCAAGUAAUGACAGAGGUUAAUGUUGUUGGCACAGGAAACAAUCAGCAGCGUCCUGGCACACAGGUACAAUAUACAGUACUAAGUAUAAUGUUUAGUCGUUGAACACAACCAGACACUGUUAACGUAAAUGUUGAUUUCACAUCAGUAAUUAUUGUGCAGUAUUUUCCAUCUCAUUAAUUAAUUUAUAUGCUUUAUAUAAAGCUAACGAGGCUGUUAAUCACCUGUCUCCCUCAAAAAACGGUUUAUUAUAAUGACAUUCCCUCAUAACCACGGACAGACUAGUUCACCACUGUUAGCAGUAACUUUCAAAUGAUAGAAUUUAUUAUUAAAAGCAUAAUUUUCCUUU
Messenger RNA from Scophthalmus maximus (turbot), 4744 nucleotides. Its product is annotated as SAM and SH3 domain-containing protein 1. The transcript has 19 exons. Gene Ontology annotation, molecular function: protein binding. The coding region runs from base 288 to 3695 and encodes 1135 amino acids. The record is from RefSeq and is a predicted model, not a curated record. NCBI's taxonomy places the organism in Eukaryota, Metazoa, Chordata, Actinopteri, Pleuronectiformes, Scophthalmidae.